AUGGAAUAGUAAUAAAAAAUUGAAGAUUCUCAAGUUUAAGAAGAGAUAGAGAACCAUCCUACUGAUAACUAGCAUUAAGAAAGCCUUAUUUAAGAAAAUAAUAAUUCGAACGCGGCUAUAGAAAUAAAAACAGAUAUCGAAAUAGAAGAACAAUAGAGAUAAAAUAAUUAGCUAGUUGAAGAAUCAGUUUAGAAUGCAGUUUAAAGAUAUGAUGAAUAAAUGUAAAUCGAAGAUGAUCAGAAUUAGGAUCAAUAAAAAUAAGAAGUGACAGAUACAAAAAAUAGUUAAUAUGCGGAAGAAGAUAAUAAUGAGUAGAAAGCUAACGAAAAUAAUGAAGGUGAUAACUCUGUGGAAAAUAAAAAUAAUAAUAAUAAGCAAAAAUCGAAAAGGAAUAGCACCUUUUCAGUUAUAUAAGAGUCUAAUAUAAUUCAAGGUGAGCGUUUAAGAACUAGAAAUCCUUCUACAAGCUAAAGCUUAUAACUUUAAAAGAACUCUUCAAGCUAGUAAAAUACAUCCAAGCCAGGAGGAGGUUCAGAACAAAAGUCUUAAAAGAAAAGCCAAUAAAAUAAUAGUGAAGAUUUAGAUGCUUUGGAGUUACUUGAAAUUAGAAAAAAAUAGAUCUCAAAAGAAGUAACAGGACCUUCAAACUCAGAAAACUAUUUGAGCAAAACUCCAGAUAUUAUAUUGCAAAUCGUUGAUGAUAUCAUUAAAUAUGAUAAAAUAGAUUGUUUAAGAUAGUAGUUCUGUGAUUCAAAAAUAGAAGAAAUACCUAAUUUAGCUAAAUAUGGUGAACGUAAAAAGAAGGAAGAUUUUACUAUCAAGGAUCAAAAUGGUAAUCUCAUAACAAUAUAUUAUCAAGACUAGAUUAAACUAAAGAAGGAAGAAGAGGAAAAGAAACUUUAAGAAUAAAUGUUAGCAAAGCAAGCAGAGUAAGAAAAGAUAAAUAAGCAAUAAUAGAUUUCAAAUUAAACAAAGCAAUUAGAUUAUGAUUUAGAUAAAGAUAAUAAUAUGAAAUUAGAUGAAUUCUCAAAAGAUUAAUUUGCUAAUUUAACUCCAAGCAAAGACAUUUAUUUCAAUAAUGACAGUAAAAGAACUCCUUAGAAAUUAUUAACAGAAGAAAUAGUUUUAGAUGAUCAUCAUGGCAUUUAAAUGUAGGCUUAAACCAAUGUAGGAACAGACUUUGUUAUAGAAGAUAACAAUAAUCAUCAUGACACUGCUUUAAAUAACUUAAUAAAUGAUGAGCUACUAAGAUAGUUAGAUGAAGAAUAUAAUACUAACAAAUAAUAGCAAGCUUCAGUUGAUUUUGCAAAUAUAAAUUAAUUUGAUAGAUAAAUCGAUGUCUAAAAUAUACAAGGAAAUAAUAUCUAAAAUUAACAAAUUUAAGAGAAUGGUUUUCUUGAACAAAAUUAGUGUUUCAGCUAAAAUUUGGGAAAUAUGGAUGGAUAGAAUGAAAUAAAUGGCGAAAAUGAAAAAUAAUUACCAGAAUAAUCAAUGAUUGGCUCAUAUUUAACAGAAUUAAAUGAAGAUACGAAAUAUAAUUUAGAGCAUACUACUGUCACCAGUAUUGACAGGAUUAGGGAUAGAGCUAUUAAUAAUGUUUACUUUUCUUUUGAAGAAGUUGAUUUAGAUUUUAAAAAGCUAUUUAUUUACGCUCUUUACAAAAGGUGUGGAUCUAUUGAAAGUAUUAAUUACAUUUGCAAUAUUAUAGACAAUUACAACUCUGUCAUAUAAAGGAGAGCAGCUAAAUCUAAAACCAUUCUAACGAAGAUUGCAGAUCUUCAAAAAUUAUUUAAAUUAGAUUUGGAUAAUAAAUUUUAGGUAAAAACUUGGCCGUUUAUUCCUACUAACCACAGAACAUAUGAAUGCAUAAAAGAAUAUUAUCCAGAACCUCCUUCUAACAAAGAAAGUAUUUAUGAAACUCUCCGUUCAGAAAAAAAGCCAGUCGAGUGCUCUGAAAGCUGUGCAUGUAUGGAUUUAAAUUCUUUGGGAAAUUUUUCUUUGGAAUAAGGAACUUGGAAUUCAGAAUGUCCUAAUAGAAGAGAUAGAAUAGAGUGCACUCAUCAUGAUUGUAAAAAUAGUUAAGGAUUUCAUGGAAGAUAAAAGGUAUUAGGAGUAGAUGUAAAAGAAACAUUAUGCUGGGGUAUUGAUUAAUACACUAAAAAAAACAUUUAUUACAUUCUUCCAGAAAAUGAAAAAGAGGAAAUCAAAUUUAGAUUUAUUUAAUGUUCUUUGAUGAAGGCCGCUAACCUUUUAGAAAACGAUGGAUGGGAAAUGAAAAAAGUUUGUGAUUUUAUAAUUAGGAAUAGUGAAUCAAAAAAAAGCAGAAUCAAUCAUGAUGAAUCUAAACCUAAAAUAAAAUACAUCUUCUCAAACUCAGAUAGGAAGUUUGCUAAGAUUUUAAAUAAAGCAAUAGAAUUAAAGAUAGACCAAGAAGCUUUCAGAAUACAUCCAAAAGGCAUGGGUGUAAUUUGCAUAAACCGAAAUGGAAUUGAUUAAAAUGAUCUUAUUAUAGAAUAUAUUGGUGAGAUUUAUAGACCAUAUAGGUGGUUUGAAAGAUAAGAUUUCAUUAAAAAAUAUAUGAAAGACAAUAACUAAUAGGAUGUUUUACCAGAUUUUUACAAUAUUAUGCUUGAAUUACAUAAAGAUGAAGUUAAGGGCAUCGACAUUUUAUAUGUAGAUCCUAUGCAAAAAGGUAAUUAUUCUUCAAGACUUAGUCAUUCUUGUGACCCUAAUUGUGGAACAGUAGCAACCAUAUCAAAAGGAUAUUAUAAUAUCUCUAUGUUUGCUUUAAAAUCUAUUGAGUAUGGUGAAGAAUUAGCUUUUGAUUAUUCUGCUGUGACUGAAAGCAAGAACGAACACAAAUAGUCAACUUGUCUUUGUGGAACAUAAAAAUGUAGAGGGAAAUAUAUUGAAUUAAAUAAUAAUAAUUAAAAAGAAUACAAUUAUAUUCUUGAUAAAAUACACUGUUUUUUAAAAAGAAACUCAGAUUUGUUAAGAAGUGGUAGUGAACCUUUAACAGAAGAUGACAUGAACUUACUAGAAAAAUAUAAUUUGAAGUAAAAUGUAUAGAAAGGAUGUGAAAAAUGGCUUUUGAAAUGGAUUUCCAUAAUUUUAAAAUCAGUUGGUGAAGAAUAAGAGCUAUUUUUCAGUGAUCAACUUAUAUCAAAUAGGUUUAUUUAAUAAAAUGACAAAGAUAUUUCUCUAAUUUAAAAAGCUAUAGAAAUAAAAGAAAAAGGAGGGUUUGAAGUAAUAGAGGCUGAAGAAAAUCUUUUAAAAUAAUAGGAAUUAUAACAAGAUUAGAAUUAAAUAUAAGAAUAAAAUUCAAUUUAAAAAUAUGAUCCCUCCAAUGAUAAAUUAAAUUAAGAUUUAUAAAAGUAACAAUCAGAAAGUAUUAUUAAGGAAGAAGGAGACUUGAGUAAUGUGUAAGAAGAGAAAAUAGAAGAAGAAAAAAGUUAAUUAAAUGAUUAAAUUGAACAAAAAAUUGAAGAAGAAAUCUAAAAUAAUGAUGAUCAGAUAGAUAAGACAAAAGAAUAAGUCAAAUUACAAAUAGAUAAUGAAUUUGCUCAAAAUAAAGAUUCAAAUAUUUUGUAAAAAGAAUCCUCGAAAAUGGAACCUGAAGAAGGUGAAGAAAAUAAUGAUGAUGAAGAAGCAAGCUUAGAACUAAAAGACUCUGAAAGAAAACUAGAUCAACCUAACAAAGAAGAAGGAGAAGAUGUUAACGAAAACUCAGAAAAUAAAACAGAAAAUAACAAAGAAGAGGAAGGCUCAAAUAAUAAAAUAAGUAGUGAAACAAGGAUAAAGUCUCAGAGCGUUACUUCAAACAAGAAAAAAUCCAACAACAAAAAAUAAAAACCAAAAAAACAAGUAAAAGUAAGAUACACCCAAGAAGAAAUUGAGAAAUUAGAAGAGAAGCAAAAGAUAAAAGACCUUGUAGAGAAGAAUACUAUAGAAUAGUUAAAUGAGAAGCUAGUUCAAAAACAAAAUGAAAAAUAAAAGAAUAUUGCUUAUCUUUAGUAUUUAAGUAACGUUAAAGUAGAAAAUAGAAUUUAAAAUAUCAUUAUAUCUCUAGACAAAGUCAAAUUUUAUUUAAACAAUGUUAAAGAUAUAAGACCUCCUCUUUCUUACCUUUCCCAAAAAGAAAUUUUCGAGAAUUUAUGGGGAAGAGUAAAUAAAUUCUAGAAAAGAAGAAAACCUGAAAACUAAGUUUAUUCUAUUGUUGAAGAGCUUAUGGACUUAAUUAAAUAUUAUUCUCACUACAAAGAAUGUCAAUACACUUAAAAAUUUAUUGAAUUAUUUGAUCCAUUCAUGACAAAGUAUGUUGAAGAAUCAUAUGAAAAAGCUCUACUAGCAUGGCGUUUAUUCUGCUUAAAUAUCCACAGUGUCUUUAACGAUAUAAUAGAUCCUUAAUUCCAUGCAGGGGCACUUCUUAUAGUUUUAUACUUUUACGCAUUUACUCACACAUACUUCACUCCUCACGAAUAUUAGCCUUUUAAUAGUGAAAAGAUGACUAUUUCUGAAACAGAAAUGUUUAACUUAGAACUUCUUGAUGAAGACAAAAAAAAUACAAAAAAGCCAAAUAAAAAGAAAAAUUACGAAGAAUAAAGAUCAUAUUCCUCUUAAUUUAUAUGGGGAUAACUUACAGUUUGGUUCAAAUAAACUGUUGCAAGUCCUUAGGCAACUCUAUCUUAAGAUCGUAGAGGAACUCUCUCUUACCCUUAAUUAAAUUAGUCAUUUAAAACUAAUAUCCUCACUUAUCCAUUCUAAGAAAAAAAUGAUAAAACAGGAAGACAAACAUUUUUAAAUCAUAUGAAAGAAAAACCCAAAGAUAUGUGGCCUCCUGAGUAAGCUAAGUGGUCCUUUAAGAAUGCCCUAAAGAAUUAUGGUACACUGCUGUUUGAAGGUGUUCAUAGCUAAAAAUUAUUUGAAAAUCUUAUUGAAAAAGUUAUUGAAUUAAUUGAUGGAAGUUUUGAAGAAAAAUUAAAACUAUUUAUAUAAGUAGAAAAUAAGUUAUCUUAACAAACCGAGUAAGAUAUCUAGGAAAUUCAAACAGAAUGUUUUGAUGUCAUUAAGUAAUAAUUGACUGUUAUGAAUUUUUAGACUGUUGAGAAAACAUUAGAAUAACUAAAAUAGGAUCAGUUACUCAUUUAAUAAUAAAGUAAUUUAGUAGAUCCUGAUAGUAAAAUGUAAUUAAGAACUGUGAGAAAGAAGCAAAAAGAUUAGGAAGACGAUGACUUUUUCUAUGGCGAUAUCUUAAAGAAAAAGCCUUAGUAGCCUGUAAAUUAACAGAACUCAACUAAGCAGAAAGAUGUUUCUACUAAUUCAAAUUCUAAUAAAUAAUAAGAAGAAAUUAAAGAAACUUAAAUAUCCCACACUACUAGUGAGUUGAAAAAGAGAAAAUUUAAUGAAUAUAUACUGAAUGAUGAAGACGAAUGCUACAUAGAAGAAGAUGAGUCAAUAGAAGAUAUUAUUAAAGAGUCAAGUAACUUAAGUAAAUAUUUGGUAAUAGAAGUUAAAAAAUCGCUCAUCACAAAUUAGCUUCCUAAGAUUGCAAUUAAAAUGAAAAAAGAGUACCCUGAUUUGUUGGCACCUCCAACUAAGAAAGACCAUAGAGUCACUAAUAAAAUUUCAGAAAAAGAUAGCAAGAAAAAUCAAUCAACAUAUUAGCAUUAAAAUUCAGAUAAGAAAUAAAAAAAUAACUUGCCCCAGUAAUAGAAUAAAUCAUAGCAUCCUCCUUCAUCAAUUAAAAUUUAGCAUACUUAACAAGAAACAAAGACAACUCAAUAAAAAUAAAAUAAAUCUACUCAAUAAAAAUUCUAACACUAAUCUUUGUUGAGCUUUUCAAGCUCUAAAGAGAAAUAGGCAAGCAAGUAAGAGGUAUCGCCUAACAAAACUACAACUUAAAAACCUAAAUAAAAGUUAAUUCCCACACAAAAUAACUCUGAUAAAUCGAAACAGAAAGGAGAACACUAAAUUCAUCAAGAGUAGACCAAGCAUUCACAAUAAGGCAAAACUUAAUCCAAUUCAUAAAAAGACAAUUAGUAAAUAAGUCAUUCUCAUCCCAAAUAAAAAUAAGACGAAAUUGAAAAUGUAAGCGAAAAGACAGAAAAAGAAAAAGAAACUUCAAAAAUCCAGCCUAAAAAGAAAACCCCAAGUAAAUCAAACUCAUCUGGUCAAGGAGAAAAAGGUUAAGCAGCUAAUUAAUAAAUUGAUGAAAUAGAGGCUUUGAGUGCAUACAGAUAUCACAAUGAGGACUCAAGAAAGAGUGUUUUAUCAUAAGCAUCAUAGAAUAGCUAAGAUUCUAAUUAAAGAAGAUCCCAUAGAGCUAAAACAUAGUUUGAUUAUAAUCUUCUUUUCAGUAAAAAAGCUAAGCCUUAACAACCUCAAAACAAUCAAUAGUAAGGUCAUCACACAUAAGAAUCACAUGUUACCAAUUCAGAAGAAUAAUAGAAACAUAUAAAAAAUUAAAAUAAUGGAAAUAGCCAAAAUGAAGAAUAAUAAAACCAUUUAUCAUAGUAAAUAGAGCAAGAGUGA
This is a messenger RNA of Tetrahymena thermophila SB210, 6531 nucleotides long. Its product is annotated as SET domain protein. NCBI's taxonomy places the organism in Eukaryota, Ciliophora, Oligohymenophorea, Hymenostomatida, Tetrahymenidae. The record is from RefSeq and is a predicted model, not a curated record. The transcript is spliced from 13 exons. Gene Ontology annotation, molecular function: protein binding.